Molecule: messenger RNA, 2711 nt
Organism: Vombatus ursinus (common wombat)
Lineage: Eukaryota; Metazoa; Chordata; Mammalia; Diprotodontia; Vombatidae
Gene: DESI1
Product: desumoylating isopeptidase 1
Exons: 6
Coding region: 44-550 (168 amino acids)
Biological process (GO): protein modification by small protein removal
Molecular function (GO): peptidase activity
Source: RefSeq, a predicted model, not a curated record
CACGGAAACGGAGAAGACGCCGCCGCCGCCGCCGCCGGCGUCGAUGGAGCCGACGAACCUGUACCCGGUGAAGCUGUACGUGUACGACCUGUCCAAGGGCCUGGCGCGGCGCCUCAGCCCCAUCAUGCUGGGGAAACAGCUGGAAGGCAUCUGGCACACCUCCAUAGUUGUUCACAAGGACGAGUUCUUCUUUGGCAGUGGAGGCAUCACCAGCUGUCCGCCCGGAGGGACACUGCUUGGGCCUCCUGACUCAGUGGUAGAAGUAGGGAGCACCGAAGUUACCGAAGAAAUCUUCCUGGAAUACCUGUCUUCCCUAGGGGAGUCCCUGUUCCGAGGUGAGGCCUACAAUCUCUUUGAGCACAACUGUAACACAUUCAGCAACGAAGUGGCCCAGUUCCUGACUGGAAAGAAGAUCCCCUCCUACAUCACAGACCUUCCGUCUGAAGUCCUCUCCACGCCCUUCGGACAGGCUCUGCGGCCUCUCCUGGACUCCAUCCAGAUACAGCCCCCUGGUGGGAACACCUUUGGCAGACCCAACAGCCAGAGCUAACGGGCCUGGGAGGGAGGGCCUCGCCUCGCCUCACCUCACCGCCACCGCCGACUCUCCAGGGCUUUUCCUUUUUAAAAAAACAAACCCUACCAGAUUUCUAUUUUAUAAUUUUACAUCAGAGCUAACCACCAGGGGACGGCUUUUUAAAUUUCCCAGGGAAGGAGAUCACCGGGCUGUAUGUAGGACAAUGCUGCUAACAACCAGAAUCAACGCCAUCCCUUCUAACAGUAUUAUACUAAUUUAUUAAGGAUGUCUUGUCUGUGAGUUCACUUUUGACACUGUUGGCUAAGCGUCCCCCACUCCACAGAAGGGGGGGUUGCUGAACCAGAAGAAGGCAGGGCCCCUCGGGGCAGGCCAGGCUUCCAGGGCCAGGGACACGUUGCCCAGCUCGAGGCCCUUGCCCAGGUGCUCCCGGCGUGGGGAGGCAGGUGAGUGGUGUGGCGGGCCAGGCUUCUAUAGGUUGUAGGGGGAGCCCCGAUGGCUUUGUUGUCUCUGGGCUGGAGGGGCAGGAGUCAGGGCUGACUGAAUAGCGAACUCAGGAAGGAAGGAGACGGGCAAGCCAUAGAACCACAAAGCCAUGGCCUGCACCUCCUCAGACCUUGUUUAGCCUCCCGCCUCCCGCUUUGUGUGGAGCCGCUCCUGCUUAGCGCAGGCCUCUGACCUCUCACUGAUCCAGCAGCCUUGAUGACCCAGCCCCCCCACACAUAGUCAUAUCUAGGCAGCCAGGCAGAGCGCUCCCCAGCCUCAGGCAGUGUGCUCCAGGCGUCCAAAGAGGAGCCCCCUCUUUAGGUGGCAAGUGAGGUUAGCGCUGUGUGUCUGAUAGGAAUCCUUCCACUGUCCCAAUAGCAUUUUGAAGACACACUUGAGUUUCUUUGCGUCAUGGACCUGGCUGCAGGAGAGGCGGGGGCUGGGUAGAGUGGAGCCCCCUUCUGAUUGCCUGGGAGGAAUGGGUCUGAAGGAUUCUCGGAUCCCCCUUCUUUCUGAGCCCUCCCAGGCUAUAAGUGCAAGUGGGCGCCUCAGAGCACGCUGCAGCCAGAACCUCCAGCCUGCCUCCAGCACUCCCUGCUGCCUCAGCCUGCUGGCGGCGGCUCAAAUGUUGUCUUCAUCUCGAUGCGUGACCGCCACCACCCCUAAAAGUUAGUAUUCUCUCAGUUCUUAGAGUCUGGCCUCUCUCAGGUGUUACACAUGUGACCAGAAGUGUCUCAGGGACAGCCAGGUGUGAUGUGGUAGGGUGUGCUGGUCCAGCAAGAGCAGCCCAGUUCUCUCGGAGGCCCGGCUCUUGCCUAGGGGUCUGGUCCUGGGGGAGCAGGGCAGGGCCCUACAGGGACCAGGAGCUGAAGGCUUGGGGCCCACCAGGAGCCGCUGCUUGGCAUCAUGGCAUCACGCCUCCCCACUAAGCUGCUUUUGUUCCGUCCAGAGGCAGGAAUGCAGUAGCCCCUUCCCCAUGCCUGGAAGCACUGAACACCUUUCAGCCUUCCAUGGGAGGGAGAUUGGGGGAGUCACCGCCACCCUCUGGUGGGCUGGGGGGGCACUCAGGGCAAUGGGCACAAAAGCAGAUCACGAGCUUGGAAGCUAGUGUAGACAGCUGCCUUGUGAAGGGGAAGCCCUAUGUUGGGGGGGGGGGUUGGUUGAAGAAAUUGGUUUUUAAUAGUUAUUUUUUUCAAUUGAGCAUUUAUGUUCUUUCCCUCUCACCCCCCUCCACUGAAGAAGGAGGGGAAGAGUCACUUUAACAGUUAAGCAUUGGUGCACAAAACAAAUCCCCACAUUGUCCGUGGUCAAACAUACAUGUCUCAACCUCUGUCCAAGUGGCAGCUUAUUCUCAUGCACCUUGAUGGAUAACUAAGUGACCAUUGAAUUCUUGAAGCUCAGGCACUGGUCAGCGCUGCUCGGCCUCCCCUCCCCCCAGACUCAGGACUGUGCCCUCUGUGACUUGCCUGGCCCAUGAGGCCGCGCGGGUCUCAGGAGGGGGGCGAGCCGUCGGGCCGGGCAUGUUACUGCACAGGACCGCAGACAUGCUUCCCCCUUCCUCAAAUGAAAUGAAGCCUGUCCUCUGCCAUGUCCCUUUUCCCCUCAAGUAAGCCAAGUGAGUAACCGUUAUCUGGGACGGAGGUGUUUGCUAGCUGAUCUGUUUCUAUAAUGCAAUAAACUUGUGUGUCCUGUU